CCGUCACUCAAUCUGUCUGGCCCCGCCCCUCCUGUCACUCAGCCCGUCCGGCUCCGCCGCGUAACCGCAGGGAUGGUCGCGCUCUGGUUCCAGUGAGCAGGACUCGAGACUCGUGACUUUGGGAACUUCGGGUUCUUGCCAUGGACGCAGAAGCCUGGAGAAUGAGGUGGCUGCUGCUGCUCCUGCUGCUGCUGCUGAACAAGGGAGUGCUGGGGGCUGCGGACUCCCCUCGCCCUCCCAAUAUUGUGCUACUGCUUAUGGACGACAUGGGGUGGGGUGACCUGGGGGUGUAUGGAGAACCUUCCCGAGAGACCCCAAACUUGGACCGGAUGGCAGCAGAAGGGAUGCUUUUAACAAACUUCUACUCAGCCAACCCUCUGUGCUCACCAUCCCGGGCUGCCCUGCUCACAGGCCGACUGCCCAUCCGCAAUGGCUUCUACACCACCAAUGGGCACGCCAGAAAUGCCUAUACGCCACAGGAGGUGGUAGGCGGCAUCCCUGACUCUGAGCUCCUCCUGCCUGAGCUCCUCCGGAAAGCCAACUACACCAGCAAGAUUGUGGGCAAGUGGCAUCUGGGCCACAGACCUCAGUUCCAUCCCCUGAAACAUGGAUUUGAUGAAUGGUUUGGAUCCCCCAACUGUCACUUUGGACCUUAUGACAACAGGGCCAGGCCAAACAUCCCUGUGUACAGGGACAGGGAGAUGGUUGGCAGGUUUUAUGAAGAAUUUCCAAUCAACCGGAAGACUGGAGAAUCCAACCUCACUCAGAUCUACUUGCAGGAAGCCCUGGAUUUCAUCAAGAAGCAUCAGACAGUCCAGCACCCCUUCUUUCUCUACUGGGCCAUUGAUGCCACACACGCACCUGUUUAUGCUUCUAGGCGUUUCCUGGGCUCAAGUCAGCGAGGGCGGUAUGGGGAUGCCGUCCGGGAAAUUGAUGACAGCGUUGGGGAAAUCCUCAGACUGCUUCAGGACCGGGGGAUUGCAAACAAUACAUUUGUUUUCUUCACAUCAGACAAUGGUGCUGCCCUCAGUUCUGCCCCCAAAGAAGGGGGCAGCAAUGGGCCCUUCCUGUGUGGGAAGGAAACCACGUUUGAAGGUGGAAUGCGAGAGCCUGCACUGGCAUGGUGGCCUGGGCACAUUCCUGCAGGCUGGGUGAGCCACCAACUGGGCAGUGUGAUGGACCUCUUCACCACCAGCCUGGCCCUUGCAGGUCUAGAGUUGCCACAGGACAGGGUCAUUGAUGGCCUGAAUCUGCUCCCGGCCAUGCUGCAGGGCCAGCUAAUUGACAGGCCCAUCUUCUAUUACCGUGGCAAUACACUGAUGGCGAUCACUCAGGGCGAGUAUAAGGCUCACUUCUGGACCUGGACCAACUCCUGGGAGGAGUUCACACAGGGCAUUGAUUUCUGCCCUGGGCAGAAUGUCUCGGGAGUCACCACGCACACACAGGAGGAGCACACACUGUUACCCUUGAUCUUCCAUCUGGGACGUGACCCCGGGGAGAGGUACCCCCUCAGUUUUACCAGCUCUGAAUAUCAAGCAGCCCUGAGCAUGCUGGGUCCUGCAGCACAGCAGCACCAGAAAACCCUGAUCCCUGGGCAGCCCCAACUCAACGUGUGCAACCCAGCAGUCAUGAACUGGGCACCACCUGGCUGUGAGAAAUUAGGGAAGUGUCUGACGCCCCCGGAAUCUGUCCCAGAGAAGUGUUCCUGGCCACACUAAUACUCUUAUGGACUCGGGUCAGGCUGAACUGCCUACUGCCCUCCUUGGGGGAAGGAAAGCCAGCGACAGAGUUCCAAUGCUGGAAGAGCCACAACUGCCCUUGUUGUGCCCACAAACCCAGAUGGACAUCACUUGGGCCAGCAGCAGGUCCUGCUUGGCCACUCUUGCCCAAGACCUGGCUCUGAGUCAGUACUUGGCCCUCCUUCUCCCAGCCUGGCCCAGCUAUCUCUGGUCUCUGGCCACACAUCUGCCCUAACUGGACCCCCACUCCUACCCCCACCCUUGAUCUCAGGACUCCUCCCCACAAGCCCCACAUCCUUGAUCACCUUUGAGUCAACAUUGUGACACUGUGGCAGUUCAGUACUGAGUCCCUCAUGCAGUAUGCAGAGGGGCCAAGCCCACGCCGCCCUGUGAUAGGGUGUGAACUGGAGGAAAAGGUUGAAAGCUUCCUUGACCCAGAGCCUUGACAGCCAAGACUUCCCAGCCAGUGGAACACAAGGGUGUUCCACCUAUACCUUCCAGAGGGCAUACUGAGAUGGACUCAGCACUCCACUACCCUCCAUCUAAGGGCUCUCUGUCCAUGUGGUCUCCAGGUCUCAGCCCUGCCUACACCAAAGCUGCAUGGUUGUGAGACUUGGGAAACUGAAGAAGUGGGUUCUAGAAUAAAGUAGAGAUAUCUCA
Molecule: messenger RNA, 2399 nt
Organism: Erinaceus europaeus (western European hedgehog)
Lineage: Eukaryota; Metazoa; Chordata; Mammalia; Eulipotyphla; Erinaceidae
Gene: GALNS
Product: galactosamine (N-acetyl)-6-sulfatase
Exons: 14
Coding region: 141-1718 (525 amino acids)
Molecular function (GO): N-acetylgalactosamine-6-sulfatase activity; arylsulfatase activity
Source: RefSeq, a predicted model, not a curated record